GCUGUCAAUGUACUCGGUUUUUAUGAACGUUCGUAAUGUGAAGGAAAAGACAUACAUUUAUAUGUCAAAUACGCGAUUUAGUUUUACCUAUCCCAAGUCACUAUUAAAACAAAUUUGUACGAACGUGUAAAAUGGAUUUUUUAUUUUUGAGCACACAGUUAUAUGCUCGAAAUACACUUCCAUUAGUUUUAUGAAUAUAAUAUCGUAUCUGUAGGUUAUAAAUACCGAAAAUUUAUCUAUUUGUCGUUCGAUCAAAUAUUUAUUCCCAUUAUGUUAUCUCGAAAAAAUAAGGAUUUAAGAACAAUUAAAGAGGGAGUUGUUGGUAAAUAUGUUAAAAAAGAAACUCCGCCUGAAAUGCCAAUUAUUAAUGUAUGGACAACAGAACCAAAUAGAAGGACGAGGAAUCGCAAUAAUCAUCCAACUAUCCCUACAUCCAUGUCUAUCCCACAACAACCCAGCAUGGUACAAAAAUUUGGAAAUACUAAGACAACAAUGAGUGCAGUAGGUUUAGGAAGUCACGAAGGAAAGUAUACUCCCAAUAGUUCUGUCCCAGAUUUAGCUCAAAGAUUUGCCAGUCUUUCUGUCAAUACUAGUACAAGGGAUGGGAUGUCAUCUCGUACUGCAACUCCAAUGUAUCAUUCUGGACUCUCACCUGCCAUAUCUCAUACUUAUGUUAAUCAGUAUGCUGGAUCUGAAUAUCAUUUAGAUCGGGUUCAAACACCACAGAUGCCUUAUAAGCCAUUUGACAUUGAUUCAGGUUAUGACGACUAUAAUCAUUCUGCAUAUCGUCACAAUACAGGAUAUAGUCGUUGCCAUUCAGAAAGAUCAAGUUCUAGGAAUGAACAGCAAGAAGAACUUCCUUUACCUCCUGGAUGGUCUGUGGAUUUCACUCUCAGAGGUCGAAAGUACUAUAUAGAUCAUAACACAAAAACCACUCAUUGGUCUCAUCCUCUUGAAAAAGAAGGCUUACCUACAGGGUGGGAAAGAAUUGAAUCGCCUGAAUAUGGUGUUUAUUACGUUAACCAUAUUACACGGCAAGCACAAUACGAACAUCCAUGUUAUCCUCAUGAGAUACAAGCAGUGCGUGUUGUAUCACCUCCACGCCACACACAUUUUCACUCUCACAGUGUUUUAGUUCCAGCUAACCCUUACCUUAAUGAAGAAAUACCUCAUUGGUUAUACGUAUACAGUAGGGCAUCGGUAGCAUUAGAUCGUAAAUUGCGAUGGGAACUUUUUCGUUUACCGGAACUUGAUUGCUUUAAUGCUAUGCUUACUAGAUUAUAUAAACAAGAAUUAGAAGAGGUAGUCAUGCGUUACGAAGAAUACAGAUCAGCUUUGCUAUGUGAGAUGGAACAAAGAUUAAAAGAAUUAAAUCCAGAAACUUCUGGAGCAGUUGCCUUGCGACAAUCUCUUCCUUAAUUAAAAGUAUUUGUAUAUUAUCAAUGAUUUUCUGUAAUAUGAAUGAAAGGAAUUGAAUAUAUGUAACGUGAAUAAACUGCGCUUAUGAAUAUAUUUGUUAAUAAAUUGAAUUUAG
Messenger RNA from Bombus impatiens (common eastern bumble bee), 1534 nucleotides. RefSeq names its product protein salvador homolog 1. The record is from RefSeq and is a predicted model, not a curated record. Gene Ontology annotation, biological process: hippo signaling; regulation of cell population proliferation; apoptotic process. Gene Ontology annotation, molecular function: protein binding; molecular adaptor activity. The transcript is spliced from 7 exons. Bases 271 to 1419 code for a protein of 382 amino acids. Lineage: Eukaryota; Metazoa; Arthropoda; Insecta; Hymenoptera; Apidae.